Molecule: messenger RNA, 1026 nt
Organism: Magnolia sinica
Lineage: Eukaryota; Viridiplantae; Streptophyta; Magnoliopsida; Magnoliales; Magnoliaceae
Product: transcription initiation factor TFIID subunit 11
Exons: 4
Coding region: 162-761 (199 amino acids)
Biological process (GO): transcription initiation at RNA polymerase II promoter; RNA polymerase II preinitiation complex assembly
Cellular component (GO): nucleus; transcription factor TFIID complex
Molecular function (GO): transcription coactivator activity; protein heterodimerization activity
Source: RefSeq, a predicted model, not a curated record
UCUGGCCUCCUUGACGCGCCAUUCCGACUAUCUCUGUCGUUAGAGUGCUCUUCCUUUUCCCAUUCUCUUCUCAGUGGAGAAAGGAAAGGAAAUUAGAACAAACCCUAGAAUACUAUUGCAGAGAUUUUGAUCGAGAUUUCACUAGGGUUUUGCAGGAGAAGAUGAAGCAGUCGAAGGAUCCUUUCGAGGCCGCAUUCGACGAGCCGGAAUCGCCCCCGGAAUCGCCCAUUGCGCCCGAGUUGGAAACUCCCGUUGCCGACGCCGACGAAGAAAUCAGCGGCCGGCCCCAGACGGCGGUUGCCAAUCCGUCGACAGGUCCUGCUGCUGCAGCUAUUGCUGGGACUGGGAAGACGAAGGAGGAGGAAGAGGAGGAAGAGGAGGAGAACAUGGAUGUCGAGCUCGGCAAGGUACCAUCUGGCGAUCCCGAUAAGAUGGCUAAGAUGCAGGCCAUUUUAUCCGAGUUUACUGAGGACCAGAUGAGUAGGUACGAGUCAUUUCGGAGAUCCGGGUUUCAGAAAGCUAACAUGAAAAAGCUGUUGGCAAGCCUCACAGGAAGUCAAAAGAUAUCAGUACCCAUGACAAUAGUGGUGUCCGGUAUAGCAAAGAUGUUCGUGGGGGAGCUAGUCGAAAUAGGUAAGAUAGUUAUGACAGAGAGGAAGGAAAGUGGGCCAAUCAGGCCUUGCCACAUUCGGGAAGCAUAUAGAAGACUGAAGCUUGAAGGGAAAGUACCAAGGCGAACGGUAUCAAGACUCUUCCGGUAGGCUUUAAUGCAAGCUGAUAUUUCAGCCCGUUGCUCAAGUUUGCAUGGUGACGGACUACCUCAGGUAAAAGGAAUUACUGCUACCACACUGGCGGUCAUUCACCUUCCUACUCAUGCUCAAUUUGCACCAUGUAAGCACCUUCCGUCUUUUGGUUGGCUAUGAUCUGAAGAAUAGGAGCAUAGUCUUUGUUUGGGUGACCAGUUAUAAAUUUGUAAAUAUUAUUUCUGGCUACUGAUGGGGGGAAUAAUCUGGUUUUUGUUUGUUU